GAAAGGUAGCUCUAAAUAGACUUCUGGAUCAAGUCAAGCUUCUUAAAAAAGAGGAGAGAAAAGCCUAUGCCACUAGUCUUAACGCCAUUUUGGAGAAAAUGGGAAUGGAUUUCUCUGACAAAAUGUCUGAAGAACAGGAAAAGUUCUUGGAAGUUCAACUUAGCAAACCAUUGAUGGAAGUUCCACAUAUUUCAGGAGAGAUGGUAAAUAUCAGGGACUUGGACGCCGUGCUCGAGAAGAUGGACAUCGAACUCACCAAAGGAGAAGCCAAAGAGCUGAAAAGAUCCCUCUCAGCUGAUGCUAAGGGGAUGAUUGAUCUGGACUCACUGGUGAAUGUGCUACAAGUUAAUACAGGAAGAGAAAUUGAUAUCAGUGACAUGGAAAAUGUCAUAAAAGAUGUGGAGAGAGAGAGAACACCUAGAGAACAGCUGGAGCGUGAGAAGUCAUUUCCAUCUCAUGUUGAUGUCCGUAAUCUUGACAGUCUACUUGGAAACAUGGCAUUCAAAUUGAUUCCUGAGGAACUUCCUGAGUCAGCUGCAAAGUUAGCAGUGCAUAGAAGAGAUGUCGACACGAAAAGCAUUUCUAAAUACAAGGAAUCAGAACCUGAAAUUCAGGAACCCUCAGAAUUGGUGGAUAAUCUGUCAAUUGAAGGAAGAAAAAUUGAUAUAGCCAGUUUGGAUGACACUCUGGGGAAGAUGCAGAUUCACCUCUCAGAAAAAUCACUAGAGAAGCUGAUUGAAGCCCUGCCUGAAGGAGAAAAGAUUGACCUCAUCGAUAUAAGAAGUAUCCUGCAUUUAAGGAAUAUCUCUGGAGAAAGCAUAGAACUAAAAAAUAUUUCUACUGAUGACAUUCGAGAAUUCUACCAAAAGAAAUUGGCUGAGAGUGUGGAAGACUUUGAAGAAAAAAGUAUUGAUGUUCAUGAACUGGAGCCUGUUUUGCAAACCAUAAAUGUGAAGCUUUCAGGAAGUCAAAUGAGUGACCUUAAGGAAAACCUGCAGGUUGAUGACAGUGGGAAGACUUCAUUCAGAAGUUUGUUGGAUUCCCUCACAGCAAUUGUAGCAAAAGAAUUAGGUAUUGAAGAUGUGAAAAGUGUUCCAGAAGAUGUGGAGUUGGAAGACAUGGAGAAAGAGAAACUACAGCUCUUAAAAAGCCAGCUACCUGACGAAUGGAUUCCUGAUUCCAAAAAUCUGGAUAUUCUUUUACAAAGAGUGGGAAUCAACCUUGAAGAACAGGAGAUCAGUGAUCUGCUACAAAGUCUGCCGGUUGGUGUUCAUGGGGAAGUGGAAAUGGAAACAUUUUUAGAUAAAGUAGCAACUUUCACAGGAAAAAAGAUUCAUAGAAGUGACAUGAAGGAAGUUCUGGAAGACACAGGGAUAGAGAUCACAGAUGAAGGGAUCAGAGAGUUAAAGGAAGUACUACCCUUUGAUGCUUCGGAUCGUGUAUUUCAGAACAGAAUGUUGGAUGUUGUGGUAUCCAUGAGUGACGGAGAAGUUAAACUUGAUAAUGUGAACUCUGUCCUGGGAAAGCUGGGAGUGAAACUUACACCAGAGGAGCAAGAAAGCGUAAUGAAGAUUCUGCUAUCUGAUGAAGAGAGCUCUGAUGGAAAAGUUCCACUUGGUCAACUGAUGCUUGCAGUGACAGAAGUUACAGGAGGAGAAGUCAACAUCAAAGAUAUAAAAAGUGCUAUAGAAAAAAUGGGAAUAGAACUCACAGAAAAUGAAUGUUCUCAAUUAGAGAGCGUGCUUCCAGUUAAUGCCAACAGGAAGGUGCACAGGAAGAGGUUGUUCGAAACGGCAGUUGCCUCCAAAAGCGGUCUUGUGGAUGUUGCUAACAUAGACACAGUUUUGCAAAACAUUGGAAUGAAGUUCACAAAAGAUGAGAUAGAUAAUUUGCUAGAGGAAGUGCCUGUCGAUGAUAAUCAGAAGGUUGAAUUGAAGAACUUGCUAGAUUCUAUAGACAAUUUUGCUGAAAAUAGUAUUGAUGCCAACAAACUACUAACAGUUCUGAGAGACAUGGGGAUUGAACUCACUGAAGAAGAAGAGGAGGCACUACGGGAUGCCCUCCCCAUCCAAGAAUCUGGAACGGUGCAUAAGAAGAGAGUGCUGGAAGAAGUGAAGGCGAUGAAAGGAGGAAUGGUUAAGGUCAGUAACCUAGACACUGUUCUGGAAAGUAUGGACAUCAAACUCACGGAUAAAGAACAUGAAAGCCUGACAGAAAAUCUGCCACUCACUGCUGAUGGAAAGAUUCAUCUUGGUCAAGUGCUAGAAACAGUAGAAACUAUUACAGGGGGAGACAUUGAUAUCCAAGACAUGGGAAAUGUUCUGAAUGAAAUGGGAAUAGCUCUCACAGAAAAGGAAAAGAAAGAGCUGAUAGAAUGUCUACCCAUCACUUCUAAAGAAAAAGUCCACAAGAACAGGAUAAUGGAUGGUUUGAAGUCUUUUAAUCGUGGGACUGUUAAUCUCAGUAAAAUCGAUGUGGUUUUGAAAAACAUGGGGUGGAAGCUCACAGACGAAGAAAUCAAGGAUCUGAAGCAGAGCCUGGCUGCUGAUGUGCAUGGAAGAGUUGCAUUGAACAAAUUGUUUAAGGGAUUAAGAACAUUUACAGGGCCAAAGGUUGACAUGCGGGCUCUUCCGGAUCUACUGGAAAAAGUGGGCCUUGAGCUGACAGAUAAAGAGCAGAUGAGUCUGAUACGCGGGCUGCCUGUUGAUGAAUCUGGGAAGAUCUAUAAGAACAGAUUGUUGAGUGGGAUAAAGUCUUUCAAAGGAGGAAAAGUUAAACAAAAUAAAAUAAAUACUGCCCUAGAAAAUGUGGGAAUCAACCUUACUGAAAAGGAGAUUGAUCUUCUAAAAAAAAACCUACUAGCUGAUGGUGACGGGAAAGUUAAUUUCCAUGACUUGAUGACGGGAGUAAACACUCUCGUAGGAGAAGAAGAAAAUAUCAGAGACAUAAAAGAUAUUCUAGACAGCCUGGGAUUGAGGCUCACGGAAGAGGAAUUCGUAGAGCUGAUGGAGAACCUCCCUGUUGAUGCUGAUGGAAAUUUCUACCGUAAUAGAUUGACAAACACAAUAAAGUCUCUUAAAAGAGGGAAGGCUUCUGUCAAGAAACUGGACACAAUGGUGAAAAGCAUGGGGUUGAAACUCUCAGACAUGGAAUAUAAAGACAUGAUCAAGAACCUGCCAGUGAGCGAUGCUGAAGAAGUUGAAAUGAAACAGUUGGUUGAUGCAAUGAAAGCUUUUACAGGUAAUAAAGUUGAUAUCAAUGAUCUGAAAUACAUUCUGGGAAGCAUGGGCAUUGACCUCACAGAGAAGAUGAUCUCUGAUCUGCUGAAGGUCCUCCCUGUGGACGAUGAUGAAAUGGUAUUCCAGAAAAGAUUGAUGAAUGAAGUAAAAUCUCUCAAUGAAGGGAAAGUUGAUGUCAAAAACGUAGACACUGUCCUGGAAGAAAUGGAGAUUAAACUCACAGAAGCAGAGCUUAAAGACCUAACAGAAACCCUGCCAGUUGAUGCUAAUGGCAACGUUGAACUUACUAAGUUGAUGGAUGCAGUGAAAACUCUCACAGGGGAAAAGACCGAUGUCAAAGAUGUUAAAAAAGUUCUGGAAGAAAUGGGAAUCAACCUCAAGGAAAAAGAACUGUUGAAGCUGCUAAAAAAAUUGCCAGUUGAUGAGGACGGAAAGGUCUAUAAAAAUAGGUUGAUGAACAGCCUGAAGUCUGUUAAAGGAGGGACUAUUAGUGCCACUAAAGUAGAUUCUCUUCUGGGAAGCAUGGGCGUGAAACUCGAAGAAAAGGAACUUAAAGACCUGAUGCAGAAUCUGCAGAUGGAUGCUGAUGGGAAUGUCGCUCUUAAAACGAUAAUGGAUGAAGUAAAAAACUUUUCUGGAAACAAGGUUGAUUCAAAAGAUAUUCAAAAUUAUCUCAGCAACCUGGGGAUUGAGCUAACAGAGGAAGAAUGUUCAGAGCUCAAGAAAACCCUGCCUACUGAUGCUGCUGGAAAAGUAUAUCAGAAUAAAGUGAUGGAUUCUCUAAAGUCACAAGAAGGAGGGAUGGUUAAUCUCAGUGACCUGGACAAAGUUCUUAAAAACAUGGGACUUGAGCUCACAGAAAAAGAACAUAAAAUUCUAAGAGACAACCUUAUAGUUAAAGCUGAUGGGAAGAUUGGUCUCAGUAAGCUUCUAGACACAGUAAAAGCAGCUAAAGGAAAAGAAAUUAAUGUGGAUGAAAUAGAAGACCUUAUGGAAGAAAUGGGGAUAGAACUUACAGAUAAAGAAUUCCUGAGGCUGGUGGAAAGCUUACAAGCUGAUGCUGAUGGAAAUACUUAUCACAAGAGAAUGAUGGAGGGUUUAAAGACCUAUAAAGAAGGGAAAAUCAAGGCUGAUAAAGUGGACAUGUUUCUGAAGAACACAGAUAUGGAUAUCUCAGAGACAGAACUUAAGGAUCUAAAACAAAGCCUGCCAGUUUCUGCUAAUGGGAAAAUUGACAUAAGAACUAUAUUAAACGAAGCAAACACUUACACAGGGGAAAAGAUUAAUGUCAGCAAUCUGAGAAAUCUGCUGAGAAACAUGGGGCUUGAGUUCACUGAUUCGGAGUAUACAAAGCUACUGAGAAUGCUACCGGUGGACAGUGAUGGGAUGGUGCAUUGGAAUAGAUUCCUGAAGGCUCUGAAGUUUCUCAGAGAAGGAAAAGUUGAUGUCAAGGGCCUAGGCUCUUUCCUGGAAAACAUGGGUAUCAAACUCACUGAACAGGAAGUGGAGGAGCUGGCGGAGAGUCUGCCAGUUGACGCUCAUGGGAAAAUUGAUCUAGUAAAGGUGAUGGAUGAAGCAAAAGCCUUUACAGGAGAAAAACUUGGUGUCGAUGAGGUAAAAAAUGUUCUGAAAAGCAUGGGACUAGAGUACAAAGAUCAAGAACUGUCCAAACUGAUGGAAAAUCUGCCAUUUGAUGAAGAUGGAAAGAUCUAUCAAAAAAGGUUGCUAGAGAACUUGAAGUCCUUGAAAGGUGGGAUGGUCAGUACCAGCCAUCUGAAAUCUGUGAUGGACAGCUUAGGAAUCAAACUUGAGAAAAAUGAAUUUAAGGAUCUGAUACAAAGUCUCCCUGUUGAUGUUAACAAGAAGAUUUCUCUAGAAACAUUGAUGAAAAAGUUGAAAUCUUUUACAGGAGACAAGGUCGAUGUCAGUGACUUGAGAAACAUCUUAAAGAACCUGGGGAUUGAACUCACGGAGAAGGAUCAAGAAAGGCUGCUGAAAAUGUUGCCUGUUGAUGGUGCUGGGAAGAUGUAUUACAAUAGGUUGCUAAAAGGUGUGAAGUCCUUCAAUGAGGGAAAGGUUCAUAUAAAUAACCUGGACAAUGUCCUGAAAAGUCUGGGAAUCAAUCUCAGUGAAGAGGAAUUUGCAAAGCUGUCCGAAGACCUACCUGUGGACUCUAAUGGGAAGGUUGAUCUGAAGAAGGUGAUGGAGAUAAUUAAAGCUAUAGCAGGAGGAGAAGUGGAUAGCAAACAUGUGAAAAGUGUUCUAUCAAAAAUGGGAAUAGAGCUUACAGACAAUGAAUUUUCAAAACUGAUGGAAAAUUUGUCUUUUGAUGAUGAUAACAAGAUCUUUAAGAACAAGUUACUAGAGACUGUGAUAUCUCUCCAAGGUGGUAAAGUCGACGUCAACAACCUGAGCACAGUUCUGGACAAUAUGGGAAUCAAACUUUCAAAUUCGGAGCUUAGAGAUCUGAAACAAAACAUGCAGGUUGGAGUUGAUGAGAAAAUGUCGCUACAAACAAUGAUGCAAAAACUGAAAGAUUUUACAGGUGAGAAGAUUGAGGCCAGUGAUAUACGGAGUGUCCUGGCGAACCUUAAUAUCGAGCUCACAGACAAGGAGCUGGAGGAGCUGAUGAAAAAGUUGCCCUUCGACGAGGCUGGAAAGUUGUACAUUAGCAGGCUGCUGAAGGAAGUGAAGGAUCUCAAAAUGGGGAAGAUCAAAAAGGAUAGCCUCCAUACUUCUUUGGAAAAUAUGGGGAUCAAACUCUCAAUGGAGGAGUUUGCUGAAGUGACAGAAAACCUAGAAACAGAUGCAAAGGGGAAUGCUGAUCUGCACAAAGUGAUGGAAAAAAUGGAGUCCGUUACAGAGAAUAUCAACGUAAAAAAUCUGGAAACUAUUCUAGGCAACAUGGGAGUCAAGCUGACCAACAAAGAACUGGAUGAUCUGUUAAAAAUUCUGCCCAUUGGUGCUGAUAAUAAAGUGCCUCUGAAAAUAUUGCAAGAAGAAGUAAAAAGUUUUACUGGAGAAAAAGUUGACCCCAAUGACCUAAAAGAUAUACUUAAAAAUAUGGGGAUUGUGCUUUCGGACAAGGAACUGAGAAAACUCCUGAAAAACCUGCCCAUUGACGAUGAAGGAAAGGUGUUUCAAAACAGAUUGCUGAGAAAUAUGAAGGAUAGUAAACAAGGGAAGGUUGAGGUGAAUAACCUGGAUGCUGCUUUAGAAGCCCUGAACAUCAGGCUCACCGAGGAGGAGCUUGAGCAGGCGAAGGAUGCUCUGAAAGAUGGCCAAAAGGAAAUUGACAUGAGGAAACUGUUGGAUCAAAUAGAAUCGAUUACAGGAAAAGAAGUUGAUGUCACUAAUGUGGAUAAAGUUCUUGAAGACAUGGGAAUAGAGCUUUCAGACUCAGACUUCUUUAAACUAAUGAACAAUGUGCCAGUUGAUGGUGGAAAGGUGUAUUUAAGACGGUUAAUGGAUGGUAUGAUGAUCGUUAAAGAUGGGAAGGUAGAUUCCAGUAGAAUUGGCAAAUUUCUGGAAAACUUGGGGGUGAAUCUCACUAAAAGGGAGUCUGACGAUCUCAAAAACACCCUGAAACUUGAUGAAAACCUUAAGACAGAAAUAAAAAAGCUGAUAAGCGAAGCCAAAGUCUUCACAGGUAAAAAAGUUGAUACAAAUAAACUUCAAAGUGUUUUGGGAAGCUAUGGUAUAAAACCCAAUCCUAAUCAAAUAGAGAAGCUGCUGAACAUGUUACCAGUGGACGAUGAUGCAAAAGUUUUUCAGAAAAGGUUGUUGAAGGAUGUGGCGACUCUGGAUGACGCCAUUGUUGAUGUCGACAAACUGGAUACAUUUUUAGAAAACAUGGGGAUUGAGGUCACUGAGAAAGAAUUCACGGAUCUAACAGACAUGCUGCCACAAACCUCUGAUGGGAAAGUGAAAUUAAAUAGUUUAAUGGAAAACCUGACUAGUAUUUUAGGAGAGUCGGUGGAUGUUAAUGAUACAGAAAAUAUUCUGAAAAACAUGAAAGUUGAAUUCACAGAUAAAGACUAUUUGGAUCUGAUAAAACAUCUUCCACGUAAUGCUUCAGGAAAAGUGUAUAAAAAAAGGAUAUUGGAUGGUUUAAAGAAUCUUAAAAGAGGAAAAGUUGACAUAAAUAACUUGAGCCCAUUUCUGGAAAACAUGGGGAUUGAACUCUCACAGAACGAAUUUGAAGACUUUGCAGAAAGUCUACCAGUUGAUGAAACUGGAAAGGUCAAUCUAAAAAGCAUCGUGCCAAAAAUGGAUGAGUUCACAGGAGAAAAGAUUAGUGUCGAUGACCUGAGAAACAUAGUUGAACAAAUUGGAGUUGAAGUGAAUGAUAAAGAAUAUGUGGAUCUGCUGGAAAGAUUGCCAUUCGAUGAAAAUAAGCACGUAUUUCAGAAUAGACUCCUGUCAAGUCUGAGGAGUUACAAAGGCGGAAGGGUUGAUCCCAAUAAGCUGAAGACACUCCUCAUGAACUUGGAUCUGAAACUCAAAAACAAGGAAAUGAAGAAUGUAAUGAAGAAGCAGACUUCUGACACUAACCGAAGUAUCCCUUUGAAAAAAGUGCUGGCAGAUGUGAACUCAGUGAUAGGAGAAAAAAUCAAUGUCAAAGAUGUAAAAACUUUUGUGGAAGAUUCUGGGGUAAUAAUGACACCCAAAGAACAGGUGGAACUGAUUAAAAACCUAUCAGUUGAUGAUGAAGGAAAUAUCCAUGAGAGCAGAUUGAUAGAUGAACUGAAAUCUUUCAAAGGUGGGACAGUUAAUGUCAAUAACAUCGAAAAUGUUCUGGAAAACUUGAAGAUCAAGCUGUCAGAUGAGAAAGUAAAAGAACUGUCACGGUCCCUUCCAGCUAAUGCUUCUGGGAUGACUGAUCUGCAGACAAUGCUGAAAGAAGUAAGAAAAUUCACUGGAGGAAAGAUUGAUGCUAAGGUCACACAAAGAGUGCUCGAGGGCAUGGGCAUAGAGCUUACAAAUAGGGACACCAAUGACCUGCUGAAACGGUUGCCUAUUGCAGACGAUGGGAAAAUACUUAAAAACUUAUUACUUGAUUAUAUAAAGUGGCAUUCUGGGGCGAAGUGUCGUAUCUCCAAACUGGGUGACGUUCUAGAAGACUUAGGUUUCAAUCUGGAGGAGGAAGAAAUUGAAGACCUGGCAAGCCGUCUGCCAGUUGAAGAUGGGAGGGUCAAGAUGAGCGAGGUAAUGGAGAAUAUGGAGUCGUUCACAGGAAACAAAGUGGAUGUUGCUCAGAUAGAUCAUGUUUUGAAAGACAUAGGGAUAGAUCUCACACUUAAGGAACGCUGGGACCUGAUGAAGACUCUGCCGGUUACCUGUGAUAAUAAAGUGUAUCGGAACCGAUUGUUGGAUAGUUUAAAAACUUUUCACAGAGGAAAAGGUUUAACAAGUAAACUAGAAACCAUCAUGGAAAACAUGGACUACACUGUUUCUGAAAAAGAUACGAAAAAACUACAGAACUACUUGAAAAUUGAUGAUACUAACAGGUUUUCACUGAGCUCCUUGUCAAAUGCAGUCCAUUUGUUUUCGGGUCCUCAAGUAAAUGCCAAUGAUAUACAACCAUAUCUGGAAAACGUAGGCAUUGAAUUAACAGACAGUGAAAGCCAACUGAUUCAGAGCAAAGUUCCAGUCAAUGAUGACAACAUGGUGUUUAAAAAUAUGUUGGCAGACUCGCUGCGGACUCUCAGGAGUGGAAAAGUUGAUGUUGAUAAUAUUUAUGAAACUACUCAAUUCCUGGGAUAUCCUGUUGAGGAAGAGGAAGUAUAUGAAUUAACUGACAAGCUGCCAGUUGAUUGUAACAGGAAACUCAAGCUGGAUUCGCUUCUGCGAGAAUUAGAUUCAUAUUUAGGGGAAGAAAUUGACCAUAAUGACUUCAGCAAUGUCCUUAAAAGCAUUGGGUUAAGACUCCACCUAAAAGACAGCAAUUUAUUAAUGAAAUCUGUGCCACUUGAUGCUUCUGGGAAGGUGUACAAGAACAAGUUGAUGGAUAUCAUCAAGAGUCUCCAGGGAGUUCACAUUGAUCUGAAAAAAAUAAAGGCUUUAAUGGAAAACAUGGGUUAUGAUCUUGAUUCAAGUGAAUACGAAGACUUCAUGAGUUACAUGCCCACUAAUAUGAAUGGGAUGGUUCGUUUGAAAGAUGUAAUGGGAAAGGGGAAUUUAUAUACAGGAGACAAGAUCGAUCUUGGAGACUUGCCAGAAUUCCUGGACGAUAUAGGGGUAAAUCUCACAGAAGACUCCAUGAUGAAACUCCUGGGUAAACUGCCGACUGACGGCACUGGAAAGCUAUACAAGAGAAGGUUAAUAAAAGAAUUGGAGACAAUUGAAGAUUUAAAGAUCCCUAAAGCUAAUGUGGAGACCUUCUUUAAAAAGAUAGUCUUUCCGCUCAGCAAAAAGGAAAUACAGAAUGUGAUGGACCAUCUACCAGCUGAUCGUAAUGGGAAGGUUGAAUACCAUGUGUUGAUGGGUGAAAUUAGAAGCGCUUUAGGAGAAUCAAUUCAUGCAGCACAUGUAAAAAAUGUUCUGGAAGACAUAGGAAUAAGAAUGACACACAAAGAAAACAAAAGACUCCUUAAAAAACUACCCAUGUCUAGUGACAAAACAGUGUUUAAGAAAGUACUACUGUCUGGUGUAAAGAACUUCAAAGGAGGGGAAGUCCAUGUCCAUGAUGUGAAAAAUGUUCUUCAACACACUGGUUUCAAACUGGAAAAAGGAGAGCUAAAGGACCUGAAGGCCCACCUGACAGUGACUGACCAUAGAAAGGUUAGCUUGGAUGUGUUGAUGGAUGCAGCUAAGACUUUCACAGGAGAAAAGGUUGACAGCAAAUACUUAAAAAGCGUUCUGGAAAACAUGGGAAUCAAACUCACAGAGAAAGAAGAAUUGAAGCUCUUGAAAUCUCUGCCCAUCUCUAAAGAUGGGAAAGUCUAUAAGAAAAGAUUACUGAACAGUGUGGCACAGAUCAAAGGGAAGAAAGUUCAAGUCUCUAAUAUACCACUGAUUUUGGAGAAUGCAGAAUUCGAACUUGAGAAGGAGGACUAUGAGGACCUGAUGCAGCUUCUAUACAUUGAUGAGAACGGAAUGGUUGAAUUAAAUGUGUUAUUAGAUAAAGCAAAAACUUUUACUGGGGAAAAGGUUUAUAUUGGUGAUCUGAAAAACGUGCUGAGAAAAAUGGGCCUGGUACUCUCCGACAAUGUGUACAAGGAGCUACAGAAAGCUCUGUCAGCUUACACUGGCGGGAAGAUAUAUAAAAGCAGACUGCUAAAAUGCGUGAAGGAUCUCAAAGGGCCACGAGUCAAGGUAAGAAAAGUAGAAUCUCUCUUGGAAAACUUGGGGAUUAAGAUCAAAGGUGAAGAGUUUGAAGAACUAAUAGCCCAGCUUCCACCUGAGGGUAACAAAACAGUGGAUCUGAAUGAAUUGUUGGAUGCCGUCAGUUACAUCAAGGGAGAAGCGAUUGACAUGCAGUACUUGUACAAGUUUCUAGCAAAUGAUGGCAUCAAGCUCACAGAGGAAGAGUUGAACAACCUGAUUCCUUACCUGGCCUUCAACGGAAGCGGGAAGGUUAUCGUACAGACAAUAAUAGACGGCCUGAAGAAGCUUAAACCCAAAGAAAUGGCGAACCUGUACAAGCAGAUAAGUUUCCACUUCCGAAAAGACAGAGUUUCUGACCCCAUGGCAAUUUCGGAUAUUAAAGCCACAAUAAAGCUAAAGCCCUUAAAAACACCUGUCUUUCACAAGAGAAGUAAAGAUUUUCCAGCACCUUUCUAUUUACAACACAAAGAAACCAAGCUGAGCCCUGCACAACUGGAAGCCUUCCAUAAUGCUUACAACUUCUUCACCAAGGAUAGAACUGGCUGUAUUGAUUCACAUGGAUUGAUGAGCACCGUAGCAAAACUGGGAAUGAAUCUAAACACAUAUGAUAUCUACAAUGAAUUGAAAUGUGCUGAUCUUGACAGGGAUGGUAAGAUCAACUUCUCAGAUUUUAUAAAUGUGCUGACAGAUAAGAAACUCUUCUUCAAGGCUGUGGUUCCAGAAAAGAAAAUAAGCUUAGAUUUAGCUAACAACCCAGGAAUCUUACUGUUUGAAAUCCUAUCAAAACUUGUAGAAAUCUCAGCCUUGCACAGAAAGGAUAUAAUAGAGCUAGUAAGCUAUUUCCGAAAAAAGUUCCAGGAAAGCAACUCAGAAAUACUGUGGAAUUCGUACGGGAGAAGAGGCUUAAAGGCAGAUAUAUGCUCUCCCCCUCGCUCAAGCACCGCUGCCUUCGCCAACUCUGCCAGGAUCUCCUUAAUGAAAGAAAAGGAUUUGUUUAAGUUUCUUGAAGCGCUCAAACGGUGUAAUCUCCGUACAGAUAGCCCAUACUCAAAAAUACCUGUGUUUCCAUUAUUUCCUGAUGUGGAUGGGGUGGUGAUGGGAAAACCAUUUAAAGACACACAAAAAAUAGAAAUGCUAAGGAGAAAGGAGCCUCUGACUUUCUUUGAGGACUAUUUUUUCAAUAAAAGAGAUUGGAAAACACAGGCCAUGAAUGUGAAACCUCUCAAGUCUGCCUCAGGCUACUCGGAUGACAUCCUAGCCAUUGACCACCUGUUCAAGAAAAAGCAACAUUGGACUGUGUCUGAUGCAGCUGCUCUCAAACAGCAUGUAAAGAGAGCCACGGAUAGUUAUAACUUAGGAAUUGCCCUUGACCACCGGAAAGAAAUGUUGAACCUCUGGAAGAAGAUCCGAGGGGAUUUGGUUGGCAUCGAAAGCAACAAUGAGUCCUUUUACAACACCUUUUCCACCUACACCUGGUCCUGGAAUGUCGGCCAGGAGCUGCUCUCCGCUAAGGACCUGCACUUGCACGACGCCAGCGUGAACAAGAACUCCCCCUCCAACUCUGGAUUAUCUUCCCCGUCGGACCUCAGUGAGUCUGACCUGGAGACAGGGAGGAAAAGGAAACGGAAAGGCUUCAAAGGGUUUCGGCAAUGAAAAGCCUGUGUUUUCUAAACAACUCUUCAAAAACUGCUCUCCAAAGUAAUCAAAAUUAUGGUUUCUUGCUUUUAUCUACUACGUGCUUAGCAGGUGGAAAUUUGACAUCUUUUGGAUUCCGACAAGUAAAAACCUUUGAAUCACAGGA
Mastomys coucha (southern multimammate mouse) is the source of this 12369-nucleotide messenger RNA. RefSeq names its product EF-hand calcium binding domain 3 (gene Efcab3). The coding region runs from base 99 to 12221 and encodes 4040 amino acids. Lineage: Eukaryota; Metazoa; Chordata; Mammalia; Rodentia; Muridae. The transcript has 146 exons. Gene Ontology annotation, molecular function: calcium ion binding. The record is from RefSeq and is a predicted model, not a curated record.